AUUUGGUAUCCCCACAUCAAUGAUGCGGUAACUUACCAUUCAUUUAUACCAUAAGUAACGCUUAUGAAAUGGCCAAAAAAGGAGUCCUUUUUGAUUCAUGAUAAGUGUUUAUCCAUUUUGAAAAAUUUAACACCCACCUUUCUAAAUAUAGUACAACAAAACCCCAUAUUAAUUCUCUGUUCACUGAGCUAUCUAUUUUUCUUAAUGGCAUCUGUGGGUCUUCUUUAGCUGUUGGUGGAAUGUGAAUGUUGCAUCGAGGGAUUGACGUUCUGGUGAGUUCGGAGUCCCUUUCACUUGAACACUAUAUCAAAUUUCUUGGGAACUCUUUUAUUGGAAGCAGCAUUGUGUGCAAUAUUCAAAGAGAAUUAUGACGAUGAAUGGUGGAGGCAGAAUGCUGCACAUAGUCAUGUAUCCUUGGUUUGCAAUGGGUCAUCUAACUGCUUUCCUUCACGCUUCCAACAAACUCGCAGCGAAAGGCCAUAAAGUUUCUUUUAUAAUACCCACCAAAACACAAUCCAAACUCAACUCGUUCAACCUUCAUCCGAACCUCAUCAGUUUCAUUCCCUUAAAUGUCCCAUGCAUUGAUGGCCUCCCAUCUGAUGCAGAAACCACUGCAGACGUUACAUACCCUUUGCAAACUCACCUUAUGACAGCCAUGGAUCAUACUGAGACCACCGUUGAAUCCAUCUUACUUGACCUUAAACCUGACUUCGUUUUCUUUGAUUUUACUCAUUGGAUCCCAGCCCUAGCUCGUCGACUUGGUAUCAAAUCUAUCCAUUACUGCACAGCCAGUCCAGCAAGUAUAGCUUACACAUUGUCCCCAGAACGAGGGCAUGAAUCCACACCGAACCUGGAAGUUCCGCCUUUGGGCUUCCCACCCUCGGCUGUGAAGCUCCGCUCUUACGAAGCUAACGCAAGUGCUUCCUUUCGGAAGAAAGAGUUUGGUAGCGGUGUGUCGUUCCACGAUCGUAUGAUGGCAUCAUUUAGCGAUUGUGAGGCCAUGGCUUUCAAAGCUUGUAAGGAGAUGGAAGGACCCUUUUGUGACUAUCUAGAAAGACAAUUCAGAAAACCCGUUCUUCUAGCUGGACCUUUAAUUCCCGAAACACCCACUUCCACUUUAGAUGAGAAGUGGGACAAGUGGUUAGGUGGAUUCAAGAAAGGAUCAGUUGUCUAUUGUGCACUUGGAAGUCAAUCGGACUUGAAUAAACAUCAGUUCCUGGAAGUGGUUUUGGGUUUGGAACUUACUGGCUUACCGUUUCUGGCUGCACUGAAACCACCAACCGGAAAUAAUUCAGUCGAGGAAGCGCUUCCAGAAGGGUUUACAGACAGAGUUAAAGGGAGAGGAAUUGUUGAGGGGAGAUGGAUUCAGCAGCAACUGAUACUGAGUCACCCUUCCGUCGGUUGUUUUGUAACCCAUUGUGGAUCAGGCUCGAUAACGGAGGCAUUGGUUAAUGACUGCCAGAUUGUAUUAUUUCCACAGUUCGGCGACCAAAUAAUGAACGCGAGGUUGAUGGCAGGGGAUUUAAAAGUUGGAGUUGAGAUUGAGAGAGGAGAGGAAGAUGGUUGGUUUACCAAAGACAGUAUCUGCAAUUCUAUCAAGUUAGUGAUGGAUGAAAAUGGCGAAGUUUCUAACGAAGUUAGACUCCAACAUGCUAAAUGGAAAGAGUUUUUGCUAAAAGAAAAUCUUGAAUCCUCUUACACAGAUGAAUUCAUCACCAAGCUUAAAGAUCUGCUACAGUGACUGUCAGUGAGUGAGUUCUCACAAGUCGUAACAGAUGAUUCCUAGUAUUAUAUUAGUACCGUCUUUGUGAUUCUGUGUUUUAUUAACUUUGUUGAAUCAAUAACAAGUGAACAAACAUGUUCAUUUCCAUGAAAACGUGUUUGUAAGUGAAAUAGAGCCGUGAAACUUUCUUCUACUUUUAAGUUCUUUCAUUCGUUGUAUGUGUGUACUACCUCAGUGUAACGUUAUCCUUGUGAUGCUCUUUCACAAUCUCCAACAUACACUACGAGGUUAUAGAAAGGGAGCAAUUGUGCCUCUAUCUUCUUAGGUGUUGUCUCUUAGGCUCUUAGCUAACAGAUUUCCGAGGAGUAUGAUUUCAUAUCUGUGUUUGGAAAUGACAAUAACGAGGAAUGUAAUUUUCCUAGUUUCU
This is a messenger RNA of Papaver somniferum (opium poppy), 2150 nucleotides long. RefSeq names its product UDP-glycosyltransferase 79B30-like. The record is from RefSeq and is a predicted model, not a curated record. Gene Ontology annotation, molecular function: UDP-glycosyltransferase activity. NCBI's taxonomy places the organism in Eukaryota, Viridiplantae, Streptophyta, Magnoliopsida, Ranunculales, Papaveraceae. Bases 368 to 1741 code for a protein of 457 amino acids. The transcript is spliced from 3 exons.